Triticum aestivum (bread wheat) is the source of this 3038-nucleotide messenger RNA. RefSeq names its product endoplasmic reticulum metallopeptidase 1. Gene Ontology annotation, biological process: proteolysis. The transcript is spliced from 21 exons. Gene Ontology annotation, molecular function: metalloexopeptidase activity. Bases 125 to 2707 code for a protein of 860 amino acids. The record is from RefSeq and is a predicted model, not a curated record. NCBI's taxonomy places the organism in Eukaryota, Viridiplantae, Streptophyta, Magnoliopsida, Poales, Poaceae.
AGGGCCGAACCACAUAAUUCACAGCAACAACAGAAAAUCCACGAACUGACGAACCGAGCCGUGACCAAGAAGAAAAACCCUCCGUACGACAAACGCCGCGGCGCCGCCCACCGAGACACGGCCGAUGGUCACCCCGCCGUCGCCCCGGCGGUCUGCCGCAGGCGCUGGCGCCGCUGCGGGGGCCCCGCGCGUGCUGCUUGCCCUGGUUGUGCUCUACGGCUUCAUGUCCUUCCUAGUCUACCGCGUCAUCCACAUGCGCCACGUCGCCCCGCUGGACAGCGACGCGUCGCCAGACGAAUUCUCCGAGGGACGCGUGCUGCAGCACCUCCGCCGCCUCGUCGUUGAUAUCCCUGGCCGCCAGGAGGGGAGACCGGGGUUGGAGACCGCCGCGCAGUACAUCAAGGGGCAGCUCGAGGGGCUUGCUGCGCAUGCUGGGCCGGAGUACAGGAUAGAUGUUGAAGAAACAAUUGUCAGUGGCUCUUUCAGCAUGAUGUUUUUGCGCCACAGAGUAACUCUAGGCUACAGAAAUCAUAAAAAUAUUGUUAUGAGGAUUUCAUCAAAUGUUUCAGAAGAGGAUGAACCAUCCCUUUUGGUGAAUGGACAUUUCGACAGUCCACUUGGAUCACCUGGUGCAGCAGACUGUGGUUCCUGUGUUGCAUCUAUGCUUGAACUAUCACGACUUAUGCUUGAGUCUGGGUGGGUCCCUCCUCGGCCAGUCAUUUUCCUUUUCAAUGGUGCUGAGGAACUUUUUCUUCUGGGUUCGCAUGGUUUUAUGAAGACACAUAAAUGGAGCAGCACAAUUGGUGCUUUCAUUAAUAUCGAAGCUUCUGGAAGUGGUGGUGCUGAUUUAGUUUGUCAGUCUGGACCGGGAUCUUGGCCUUCUCGUAUUUAUGCUCAGACUGCAAAGUAUCCAAUGGCAAAUAGUGUUGCUCAGGAUAUGUUUGGAAUAAUUCCAGGUGAUACAGAUUAUAGGAUAUUUGCUGAAGACGUAGCAAAAAUCCCAGGACUUGAUAUUAUCUUUGUUCUUGGUGGUUAUUUUUAUCAUACUUCUUAUGAUACACUGGAAAACCUGCUUCCUGGAAGUAUUCAAGCGCGCGGUGAAAAUUUAUUCAACCUCGUAAAGGCUUUCACAAAUUCUCCGAUGCUGCUAAAAGAGAGCGAGAGAUCCAAUAAAGCUGUUAAUGAGGGAAUCGACGAUCUGAGAGCUAUCUUCUUUGAUUACUUGACUUGGUUCAUGAUCUUUUAUCCACGUGAUGUGUCUCUGAUUAUUCACAGUCUUCCUGUAGCUAUUUUCCUUCUUACACCAUUGUUCCUGAGCUUCCCAAAUAUUACCAUGAUAUCAUUGUUUCAGACUGUUCUGGAUUUAGCAAGAGGAAUGUUGCUUCAUGCAUUUGGUGUCAUCCUUGCAAUAGUCGUUCCUGCUAUGACUGCAGGCCUUAGAUUGUUGUUCACAAAGAAUGCAAUGAAUUGGUUUGCUCACCCUUGUUUGGCAUUUUUUAUGUUUGUCCCGGCAUCAUUGGUCGGUUUAUUGCUGCCGAGGAUCAUAUGGGGGCUAUCAGAGCAAUCACACUUUUGGGGUGCUUUUGGUCUCUAUUCUCUAGUAACUCUGGCUUACAUGCUAGCUGGGCUGAGUGGAGGUUUUCUAACAUUUUUUAUUUCCAUGUCCCUUCUUCUUGGGCGAUUUAUCUCUGGCAUCAGCAGGAAGCAGUUGGGCCAACAAUCACCUAAGUCAUUGUUUGGAUAUGUGAUACCAAUGAUCCCGUGUCUCCUGUAUUGUCUUUACUAUGGAGGGUUCCUUAUCCAGUUUUUGAUUGAAAAGAUGGGAAUGAUGGGAUCUCUUCCAAAACCAUAUGGACAUUUUGUUCCUGAUAUUAUUGUUGGAGCCAUGGUUGGAUUGGUAGUGGGUUGGUGUUUUGGUCCAUUAGCACCUAUUGUUAGCUGUUGGUUGGCCAAAGCAUCCAUUCUGCAUGGCUUUUUGCAAAUUACAGUGGUUGCUAUGGCUGUUUCAUCCCAAGUAUUUCCUUACAGCACCGGAGCACCAAAACGAGUUGUGCUUCAACACACCUUUGUCACAGAUGCUAGUAACAUUGUGGAGUCAAACUAUGGUUUCUCUGUGGUUGAUGCUAAUUCGUUGGAGUUUGUUUUCAACAACGCACCUGAGGCAGCAAAAUGGCUAAAAGAUAACUCAGAGUUAUCCUUAAAAGAAAAAUAUCGAUCUGAUAGAAGCACGUGGGUGGCAUUAUAUCCUGUCCCUUUCUUGUUCUCUGGAAGUUUGAAGUUUCCUGCACAGACUGAAGAGAUUAGAAAGCACCACCAGCAUUUUCCCCAGCUAGUUGUUCAGAAGACAUCAAGUAACAAUUGGAACCGACGGAUGCAUCUACAGCUCUCACUUGGUUCAUUAUCAGAGGUUUGGACCACUUCGCUCAAUAUUACUGGUCCAUUAUCGAAUUGGUCUUUUGCUGACAACACACUUCCAGCUCCUCAAACUGUAAGCGGUGGACCACCAUCAUAUAUCUGUCGACUUACUGGACAAAGUAAUGAGAAUUGGUCUUUCUGGUUAGAGGCAAACUCUUCCGAACCACUGAGAAUCGAUGUGGCUGUACUAGACCAGUUUCUUGUUGAUAGCACGAAAGAACUGAAGAGCCUCUUUCCAAGUUGGGCAGAUAUGACAGUCUUCACCACAUUUUUCUCAACUUACUAUUUGUAAACUCUAUAUAAUUGUUAAUCUGUGUAUUUAGGAGGGGGGAAUUAAAUAGGUAUGCUAUGUUUCGGGGGCAGGGUGUAUUCUUCUCCCCAGUAGGUGGUGCUGGUCUUGAUGUCACCUUAUUUGUAAUAUCGUCAUAACAAUAAUUUAAUAUAUAGCGGUUUCAAAAAGGAAAAACCUGAAACAAAAAUAAACUGGUAUAGCGGCCCCAAAUAUUCACCGUGUAACACGUACUCCAUUCAUUUUAUAAGGUGGAAACAAUUUUUAGAGUCAACUUUGACCAUCAAUUUGAUCAAUGAAAUGUGGGUUAUAUGUGUUACAUUACAUCAUUAAA